AUGUCCACGUAUUUGCCAAACGAUGACAUGGCGUCCUUCUCAAGAGUUUUGUCUAAGUCCAAGCACAUCAUUGCUGUAGCUGGGGCAGGCUUGUCGGCGGCGUCUGGAAUCCCAACUUUCCGAGGUGCUGGAGGAUUUUGGAGAAAAUAUGACGCUAUUAGCCUUGCAACGCCUGAAGCUUUUCGAAAUAACCCCUCUCGCGUCUGGCAAUUCUAUCAUUAUCGUCGGGAGAAGGCUUUGCAAUGCGAGCCUAAUCCCGCACACAUGGCUCUCGCUGCAUUUUCGAACAAACAGAUAAGAGAGGUGCUUGCGCCUCGGUCAACAUUCACUCUCAUAACUCAAAACGUCGACGGAUUGAGUCGAAGAGCACUGGACAGCAUUCCUUCCUCGGUUCCAGGUAUCGAUAUCGACGCAGGAGCCAUCGACUCGCAACCUGUGCUGCUUGAGAUGCAUGGACGUCUUUUCGACGUCGUAUGCACGUCCAGCGCGUGUGGUCACAGGGAGCUGAACUUCACUUCUCCCAUAGUACCAGCUUUAGCCGGUACCGAAAAGUUUGUCGAGGCUGCAGACAUAGAGCCGGAAAUCCCUACCACGGACCUCCCGAGAUGCUCUAAAUGCGGUGCUCUUGCGCGCCCCGGCGUUGUCUGGUUUGGUGAAGUACCACAUUAUCUAGACGUCAUCAGCAAGCUCGUGGACAAAGCAGACUUGUGCAUCGUAGUGGGUACCUCAUCGACGGUGUACCCGGCGGCUGGUUACGCAAGCGAAGUGCAGGAUCACGGCGGGAAAGUAGCAGUAUUCAACUUGGACCGAAGUGAAGGAGACGAAGAUGCCGAUUUCCUAUUUCUGGGACCAUGCGAGAAGACAUUGCCUGCUGCACUAGGAUUGAAGAAAGAUUAA
Gloeophyllum trabeum ATCC 11539 is the source of this 897-nucleotide messenger RNA. RefSeq names its product DHS-like NAD/FAD-binding domain-containing protein. The transcript has 4 exons. Bases 1 to 897 code for a protein of 298 amino acids. Gene Ontology annotation, molecular function: protein-malonyllysine demalonylase activity; protein-succinyllysine desuccinylase activity; NAD+ binding. The record is from RefSeq and is a predicted model, not a curated record. Lineage: Eukaryota; Fungi; Basidiomycota; Agaricomycetes; Gloeophyllales; Gloeophyllaceae.